This is a messenger RNA of Ailuropoda melanoleuca (giant panda), 2693 nucleotides long. It is a transcript of the gene RAB29, whose product is annotated as RAB29, member RAS oncogene family. Gene Ontology annotation, molecular function: GTP binding; GTPase activity. Gene Ontology annotation, cellular component: Golgi apparatus; late endosome; trans-Golgi network. Lineage: Eukaryota; Metazoa; Chordata; Mammalia; Carnivora; Ursidae. The record is from RefSeq and is a predicted model, not a curated record. Gene Ontology annotation, biological process: endosome to lysosome transport; phagosome-lysosome fusion. The transcript is spliced from 5 exons. The coding region runs from base 337 to 948 and encodes 203 amino acids.
GCUCCGGGGAAGUCCCGGUGGGCGAGGCACCGCUGCGUCGCGUCCCGUUUCUCGGCAGCGGGGCUGGGUGGGGGAGAAGGUGCAACAGCCCGGGGGUUCAGAGCUCGCGCCCUGUGCCCCACCCAGGCUGCGGCCGCGCGGGGAGGAAGCGCGUAAAUGUUGAGUGCAAAGUUUCCCUUUCUGCUUUCUCGUCAGAACAGCCCCAGCCGGCGGUGGGCUACAAUGCCGAACUUCAGUUUGUAGGGGUCCGGAGUGAAAGGGGUUAAAACAAGCGACUCCUUCCCCAUUCCGCCCCCCCAAUCCCGCCGCCUCCUUCACAAGUCCAGCCCGCCUGCCAUGGGUUGCCGCGAUCACCUGUUCAAAGUGCUGGUGGUGGGCGACGCCGCGGUGGGCAAGACGUCGCUCGUGCAGCGAUACUCCCAGGACAGCUUCAGCAAACACUACAAGUCCACGGUGGGAGUGGAUUUUGCUCUGAAGGUUCUCCAGUGGUCUGACUCGGAGAUGGUGCGGCUCCAGCUGUGGGACAUCGCAGGGCAGGAACGCUUCACCUCCAUGACUCGACUGUACUAUCGGGAUGCCUCAGCCUGCGUUAUUAUGUUUGAUGUGACCAACGCCAUGACCUUCAGCAACAGCCAGAGAUGGAAACAGGACUUGGACAGCAAGCUCACGCUGCCUAAUGGAGAGCCCGUGCCCUGCCUGCUCUUGGCCAACAAAUGUGACCUGUCCCCUUGGGCAGUGAGCAGAGACCAAGUUGACCGUUUCAGUAAAGAGAAUGGUUUCACCGGUUGGACGGAAACAUCAGUCAAGGAGAACAAAAAUAUUAAUGAGGCCAUGCGAGUCCUAAUUGAAAAGAUGAUGAGCAAUUCCAGAGAAGAUAUGUCUUUAUCCACCCAAGGGGACUAUAUCAAUCUACAGACCAAGCCCUCCUCUAGCUGGGGCUGCUGCUAAUAGCGUCUGGCUUGUUUUCCCUCCUGCGUUUAGGAGGUCUUUUCAUCUCUUCCCUUCGUACGCCCACCCAGCAAUCUUAAUAAGUACAUUUGAACUGUCUCCUGCCAGCUGUCCAGGGAGGAGGACCGUCGUCACUAAGGAAAGACCUGGGACUCGUGUGUGUCUCCCAAGUUCUUACUUGCUGUCGGCUCCUGUGGCUCAGUGCCUUCUGUAUAAGAAAGAUCACCUUAUCCCUCAUUUUGUGAUCUAGGAUUUUGUGGGAAGCAUCAGAAGUCAGCACCUGUGUUUUAAGGAUCGUAAUUCUCACCUAUUUUUGUGUUUCUUUUUCCAUUUGAUGUAUGUGGAUAUGUCAGUCUGAUCUGACUUUGGAAUGCGAAGAAAAUGAGAGCAAAGGGCAUUUCCCAAAUUCAUCAUAAGUUAUUGCUUUCAGAUUCUUUCUGUCUUGGACUUUGAAUUGAAACCUGUGAUUCUGAGAAGGGCAAGGAGUGGGGCUGGAUAUCCGUGGGUUCUGGGUCACAGGAGGUAACCCAAAAGUCACUCUAUUUUUGAAGCUUCUAAAGUCAUAAUUGGCUUUCUCUUGUCUUGGGUUCAAGAAUAGUCAAGCUUUUUAAACUACCUGUUGUGUGUGAUGAGAGCCUUUCUUUCCUCAAAGAAGCAGUUGUCCCAUUAGGGUUUUCUAGUAUCUCCCUACCAGUGGGAUGGGAGCGGGUUCACAGGGUUUCUGGGUUGAUGUCUUGAUGCCUAAUGCUGCAGGUGACAUCGCUUGGCUGUGGUACCCUGAAAUUGGUCUGUUCCUUACAGCCCUGGGAGUCUGAAUGGAAGAGGGAGAGGUUAACAGAACAAAAUCCUAUGGGGCAACUUGCUUCUGAGCACUUUGGUGCCUAGCACUUACCAACCACAGGAAGCAAAUUUUAUGUACAGACCUUUGCCUGAGUGGGGAGAGUAGAGAGACAGAAAAUCAUUAAGUAAUUUAAGUGCUAAAUCGGGUAGGGUUUUUAGUAUCAAAUCACUUCUAGACAGCUUCAUUUGUUGAAUUCUCACAGGAUGGUGAUAUAUAACCUACCCAAAGUUAUGAAUAUUCUUCGUGAACUCCGAGACCUAGAGUUCUUUGAAAGACACUUUAAGUACGUGUCCUAAGAAAGGUUCCCAAAUCGAACUUAUCAGAACCUCCUGGGAAGUUUGUUAAAUUUUUUAAAACAAAAUGUGUACGUUUUAAGAUUUCUGGGUCUGAAACUCAAGCCUACCAAAUCAAAAUUUCCAGGGGUGUGGUACAGGAAUGUACUGUUGUUGUUUUUCAAAGCUACCCAGGUCAUUUGACCAGCCUGGUUUGGAAAACAUUGCUGGAGAAUUUGGUAAAGAUGCAGAGAUCCAGGCAUUCCCUAUGUAAAUGAUCUUGGGUUUCCCUAUGCGCUGUUUGCUCUCCAGGUGAUUUUGAUACACCCCAGACUUUGGAAACUACUCUCCCAAGAGAAUGAUCAGAGGCCAAAUGUCAGAAAUAGACAGGAGCCAGGCCUUCAAGGGUGGUUGGUUUGUCCGUUUUUAAUACCAGUUACUAACUUUUGCACAGUGUUUGAAGACCUUGAAGUUCUCUUUUGUGUUACCCUUUUCAAAUAGGUUUUUAUUACAACGAUUCUGAAAAUAAAGAGUGGAAUAGCAAAUUCCCUUUAUGUGAAAAGAAAAUGGAUUUUUAUUUACUGGUUUAAACCUCUGCAAAAGUCACAAAUAAAGGCAAAAUAAGUCUUGUA